GCUCUCAGAGCUGCAGGAACCCAAUGGCAAGCCCAGUCACCCGCGGGGAAUAAAUGGUGAGGUCUGACACGUCUUUGUUAGGGGGAAACAUUUGGACGGCGACGUCGCAAAGAUGGUGCGUGGAGUUUAUGGCAGUCUGCGGAAAGAAGAAUACUUCGCAGGACUGCUUCUGCUCGCGGCGGCGGGGUUUGGGCUCUUGAUGCAUGAAGUCACGGCUUUGCCUGUCUGGAGACUUGAGGAAGAAGCUCUCAUGUCUGGUGUUUUAAUCAUUGGAAUUCAUAAAGACGCCCGCUCCCAUGUGCUUCACCUUUCCAGAAACAAACGCUACACGCUCACUCCAGAGAAACUGAAGUGGGACAAAUUCAAGCUGACUUACAAACUGCUGUCAUUUCCAAGGAAUCUUUUGAAUGCCAGUGACACAAGGAGAGGCAUAGCCAAGGCCUUCUCUAUGUGGAGCGAUGUCUCGCCCUUCAGUUUUCGUGAGGUCCCAUCUGAUCAAGAGGCCGACAUCAAAAUCGGCUUCUACUCUGGAAACCACACAGACUGUCUGCAGUCCUACCUGCACCACUGUUUCGACGGCAUCACUGGAGAACUGGCCCACGCCUUCUUUCCUCAGACCGGAGAGAUCCACUUUGAUGAUGAUGAGUACUGGAUUCUGGGAAACAUGCGCUUCAGCUGGAAUAAAGGAGUGUGGCUGACAGAUCUAGUUCACGUGGCUGCUCAUGAGAUUGGUCAUGUACUGGGUUUGAUGCAUUCCCAGAAUCGCAAGGCUUUAAUGCACCUCAAUGCCACAUUGACAGGCCGCAAACUCAUCACUCAAGAUGAGGUUUGGGGAUUACAUCGACUCUAUGGAUGUUUGGAUCGAUUAUUUAUCUGUCCUGCUUGGGCAAGGAAGGGUUAUUGUGACAGCAAGAGGAUACUCAUGCAGAAACACUGCCCUUCCAGCUGUGACUUCUGUUAUGAAUUCCCAUUUCCCACUGCCCCGCCAACCCCAACUCCCCCACGAACAAAACACAAGUUUGUUGUGGAGGGAAAGAACCUCACCUUCCGCUGUGGUAAGAAGAUAGCAGCCAAGAAAGGCAAAAUCUAUUGGUAUAAGGACGGCGAGCUUCUGGACUUCUCUCAUCCCGGCUACAUUUCCCUGAAAGACGACCAAAUCACUAUUGUGGCAAAUGCCAUCAAUGAGGGCACAUACACCUGCAUCGUGAGGAAGAAGAACAAGGUGCUGACCACGUACUCUUGGAGGGUACGAGUGCGCUUCUGAGGACCUGAGAUUCUCCUAGAGCACAAAAUAUAUCCAGAACAUUAGCUCAGACUAGAUCCACAGCAGCAUCCUCUCAUGCUUGUCUCCUGAUUGGAAGAGAAGGUUCUGACAUCACUCAUCUCAGGAUAGCUGUCGCAUUGAGGAAACCACGGGAUCAGGGUUAAAGUUCACCACAGUACUGUGGAACAUCACUCACUUGGGCACACAUUCAUGUCAGUUUAUACAUACACAAAGCCAAAUGUUUUCAUAUCAGGGUUUUUACUUGUGUGUGUUGUAAAUACAUUUCUUAUUUGCCAAAUAAAACAAUUUAUUCUGUCAUUUAAAGCCUUUAAUUCAGAAUGACAUGAAAUGUAAUCCAUAAAAAAAAUCUGUGAAGUUUGGGGGGAAAAUACAGUGGGGUCUAAAAAGUCUGAAAAUGCUGGUGAAACUUCAUUCUCAAAUUAAAAAUGUAAUUACAAAUAAUUAAACUGAAAAAAGUACAUACAUUUCUAAAUGCUUUGCUAUAUUGUCUCUCUUAUGCUUUAAUGACAACAGAACUAGAGUUGGCAUGAACAACACCUGAUGAUUCAUGAUAUCCAGCAUGAGAUGUUCUGAAGUUGAAUGAAUGAGGCAUUUAUAUAGCGCUUUCUUGUGUAUUGCUAUACACCCAAAGAGCUUUGCCUUUACAAUCAUAUAUCAGUUGCUCACUUUACAUCAUUAUUCUUUACAUUUAAUCUUAAAACAUGGAUUUCUUACUUAAAGGGGUCAUAUGAUGCGAUUUCAAGU
Molecule: messenger RNA, 2029 nt
Organism: Sinocyclocheilus grahami
Lineage: Eukaryota; Metazoa; Chordata; Actinopteri; Cypriniformes; Cyprinidae
Product: matrix metalloproteinase-23-like
Exons: 8
Coding region: 113-1264 (383 amino acids)
Biological process (GO): proteolysis; extracellular matrix organization; collagen catabolic process
Cellular component (GO): extracellular matrix
Molecular function (GO): zinc ion binding; metalloendopeptidase activity
Source: RefSeq, a predicted model, not a curated record